AUGGUUAAAGCAAAGGGUCGCGCGAAGAAAUUCCAGGACGCCGACGAGCCUAUCGCCAGGGAUUACGAUCCUGAGGCCAAUGUCGAGGCGAGCGAGCAGGGCAGCGGAAGCGAAGAUAGCGAGGACGAGAACGCCGGCACCGAGCACUAUGUUUCCGUCGGAAAAAGUAAGCUGAGGAAGCAGGAUGGCCUGUCGCUUGGUCCCCAGUACCGAGGUUCGCGCGUCUCGCGAGAUGCUCUCGAAGAGAGCGCAUCCGAGGAGGAGGAGGAGGACGACGACGAUGAGGAAGAGGGCGAUGAAGAAUUUGACGACCCUGAGACCGCCGAUCUUAAGCGCGACGAAGCUGAGGCCAACGACUCAGAGAUUUCGAGCGAUGAUGCCCUAGGCGAGAGCGACGAGGAGCACUUCAAGGACUUUACUUUCCGCGGCAGUUCCAAGCCCAAAAAGCCUGCUUCCAAGAGAGCCACUGCCGCCGACUAUAUGUCAUCUUCCGAUAAUGGCGAGGAUGACGCUGGUGCAGAGCUUGAGGGCUCCGACUCUGAGGAAGACGACAUGGAUGAUGGUCUGGACGCUCUUGUCGAUGGCGAGGACUCCGAAGAUGAUGAAGAGGAGGAAGACGACGAAGAAGAGGGCUCUGGCGAGGACGGAGAGGAUGACGAAGAUGACAGCUCCAGCGAUGAGGAGGACUCCAAGGCCAAGGCUCAAAACGCAAAGCCCAUGAUAGCAGCUCUGUCAACCCGACCUGACGUCGACAAGGGUCUUGCCAUUCGCCAACAGCGCAAGGCCUACGAUGGACUCCUGAACAUUCGAAUUCGUCUCCAAAAGGCCCUCAUCGCCGCCAACACCUUCGAGACCCUCGACGCCAGCCCCGAGCCCGAAUCGGAACCCUACGAGGCCGCUGAAGAGGCUGCCAUCAAGCUCCUCAACACCAUCAGCAGCCUCAAGGACAACUUCGGGCCCUCCCACGCUGGUGAGAAGCGCAAGCGCGAGUUGAAUGUUUCCAUGACUACAAACCAGAUCUGGGAGCAGAUGCAGGCAGAGGAGGAGAGAGCUAUCAAAUCUAGAGAGGAUCGCUUGGAGAAGUGGUCUCGCAAGGUCCAAUCUGUCAACGUCACGGCGCCAAAGGGUCUCGAGUCGCGAAACAAGACACUCAUCAGCGCUCUCAAGGAUCAACUUAUCGACCCCGAAAACCGUCUCGCCAAGCGCUCUCGUACCCCUCGCUCAUGCGCUCCCGCACAGGCUGCCAAGGGCAUCUCAGAAGACAGCGACAUUUACGACGACGCCGAUUUCUACCAACUUCUCCUCAAGGAGCUUGUCGACCAGCGAACAGUGGAGGGCUCAUCAGGAGCUGGCGCUGGCGAGGCCGUGCCCACAGUGGUUCUCACAGCAGCCAAGGAUGUCAAGAACCGCAAGAACGUCGAUCGCAAGGCAAGCAAGGGCCGCAAGAUGCGCUUCACUGUCCACGAGAAGAUGCAGAACUUCAUGGCUCCCGAGGACCGACGUGCGUGGGAGCAAGGCGCUAUUGACCGUUUCUUCGGCACACUGUUCGGUCGCAAGAUGCAGCUCAACGAGAACGAGAGCGACGACGAGAUGGAAGAUGUUGAAGAGGCGGGACUUAGACUGUUCAGAAACUAG
Fusarium coffeatum is the source of this 1635-nucleotide messenger RNA. RefSeq lists its product as uncharacterized. The transcript is spliced from 2 exons. Lineage: Eukaryota; Fungi; Ascomycota; Sordariomycetes; Hypocreales; Nectriaceae. Bases 1 to 1635 code for a protein of 544 amino acids. Gene Ontology annotation, cellular component: nucleolus; nucleus. Gene Ontology annotation, biological process: maturation of SSU-rRNA from tricistronic rRNA transcript (SSU-rRNA, 5.8S rRNA, LSU-rRNA). The record is from RefSeq and is a predicted model, not a curated record.